AUGCAAGACAGAAGCUGUGGCUAGGCAUUGCCUUUUUCUUUGAUGCUGAAGGAGGCUUACUGUGCAGAGAGAGGCACCAAUAACGGAUAUCCUGAAAAUAUGUCAGAAGCUUCAUUCUGCCAUGACUUCUUCUGUGAUUCCCUAUCAGACAUGCAGAAUGGGGAAUUUUCAAAUGAACUAUCUGCUUUUCUUACCCAGGAAGAGAUACGUAAGAGCCUUGACAUAGCUCAGGAAGCCAUUGCCAGUUCCAUGAAGGAGGAUCAGAAUGCAGUGCCGGACAGUACUCAUUAUUUCAACACCUCUCUUUCUAACAUUUCAGAAAAUCCUUUCAGCAGCACCAAACUGGAUGAGCAAGAUGCUUUACAGAGGCCUCAAGCAAGCAGUCUAACUUCAUCUGCUGCAAGUCAUAUUCUCCUAAGGAAUCAGAAAGAGCAAUUCACCUCACCUCAAGCAGCAGGUAGUUUGACCUCAUUUUCCAAGAGGCAAUCAAACACCUCACCUUUACUAACCACUAGUCCCAGCUUCAUUAGAAGCCUGAAACAUUCAGAGAAAGAUGGUCCAAAUGUACCUAAGACAAACCCAAAGUCUGAAUUGGCAUUCCAGGGAGAAGUUCCUUUCAGAAACAAGCUGUGUGACAAAGCUGCCACAUUCAUAGAGGAAUUGUCAUCUAUAUUUAGGCAGGCAGCAAAGGCAAGAGGCCAAAGUCCUGAUGGGGACACUUCUUCUCCAGACAGUGGGUAUCUGUCUCCUAAAAAGAGGCAACCAGAUGUAAACACCUCUGUGAACCACGAGUUUAACAAGCCACAUCAAGAGACUGAGCCUGAGGGAAAAUUAUUUGGAGCUCAUCUGAAUGGAGAACACUAUCCUGAUAGGGAAAGUAGUAAAACUGUCCUUUGCCACCCCUUCAUUAAAAAGGAAGAUAAUCAAUCAUCACCACCUCAAUUCACUCAGAAGCUCCGGAGCCAGGAAGUUGCUGAAGGAAACAGGGUAUUACUGGAGUGCAGAGUUGUUGGCAACCCAGUGCCUGAUGUCAGAUGGUUCUGUGAAGGAAAAGAACUCCAGGAUACCCCUGACAUUCAGAUCCAUUCUGGAAGUGAAGGACUUCAUUCACUAAUUAUAGCAGAAGCCUUUGAAGACGACACUGGACGCUAUACUUGUCUGGCUACAAAUUCCAUUGGCUCAGAUAGUACGUCAGCUGAAAUAUUCAUUGAAGGUGCCAGUUCCACAGAUUCAGAGACUGAAAGUUUAAGUUUCAAAUCAAAAUCUGGAGCUAUGCCACAGGCCCAAAAGAAAACCACAUCUGUUUCCUUAACAAUAGGAUCUUCAACCCCAAAAUCUGGAGUCACUACAGCUGUAAUUCAACCUAUCUCUGUGCCCAGUCAGCAGGUUCAAAGCCCUACUUCAUACCUGCACCGUGUCGAUGGACCUAAGCCUGCAUAUUCUGCACCCAUUUUCACAAAGGAUCUACAAAACUCCAUGGCAUCUGAGGGACAAGUUGUGGUACUGGAAUGCAGGGUCAGAGGAUCCCCUCCUAUUCAUGUUAAGUGGUUUCGACAGGGUGUUGAAAUACAAGAUUCUCCAGACUUCAGAAUUCUCCAGAAAAAGCCACGGUCUGCAACUGAACCUGAAGAGAUAUGCACUCUUGUAAUUGCAGAAACUUUUCCUGAAGAUUCAGGACUUUUCACAUGCACAGCAACAAAUGAACAUGGCUCAGUAACAAGCAGUGCCCAACUAAUUGUCUGUUCAGAAAGCUUUGGUCAGGAAUCACUGACAAGAGAAUCGAACAGUGAUGAUUUCCAUCAUUUCCCACCACUUCCUCCAGCUGAACAUAGCUCUUUGGAGCAUCCUCCUAAGAAACACACAGAGACCCACCAAGCAAACAGCACUGAGCUGAAAUCUGAUGUGGCAGCCCUUCAACUGCAGCUCAAUUCAGCUGAGGAAAAAACAAAUGGCAUCCACCUCAUUCAUGGAGUUAAUGGAAUGAUUAACAGCAAGCCAAAUAGUGAUAAAUCCGUCCCACCUUCAGCUGUUGUGCUUUCACCCACAAAGGAGCCACCACCUGUGCUUGCCAAACCAAAGCUGGACCCUAUAAAAAUACAGCAGCUGCAAAACCAAAUUCGUCUGGAGCAAGAAAGUGGCCAGUGGUAUCAUCACCAAAAGCAACCUGAUCAGCAUCAUCACUCUCCAUCUUCUCCUUCCUUCCCUCCUCCCCCCUCCUUCCAAGAGCUGGAGUCUAGCCAGUCUGUCACCUCUCCUGUACCAAUGAGUAUUCUUAACUCUCAUACUUCCCCAACCAUGCAGUCUUCUGGCUCCUUCAACUAUGCUCGGCCUAAGCAGUUCAUUGCUGCUCAAAACAUUAGCCCUGCUUCAGGUUAUGUGACUCCAUCUUCAGGAUCAUCUACAUCCAGCCUUCCUUCCCCGAUGUCUCCAACUGCUUCUCAAAAACAGUUUGGGAGAGUGCCUGUUCCCCCUUUCUCUCAGCAGUUUGCUCCAGAAGGGGAGUACACCUGGUCUCCUUCUUCUCCAUCCCCUCCGCCCCCUCCUCCACCUGUCUUUAGUCCAACCACAACAUAUCCAGUGUGUGAUUCCUUUCCACUUCCACCUCCUCCACCCCCUCCUCUUCCUUCACUUUCUUCACCUUCCCACAGCCUGUCUCCGACUCCCAGAUUUUCUAAUUCUGGCCAGUCUCCAGCAGCUUUUCUCAGCUCCAUGCUGCCAUCCCAGCCACCACCCAUCUCUGUCAACGCAUUAGGCCUCCCAAAAGGAGUGACACCUCCGGGAUUUCCCAAGAAAACAGGCAGAACUGCUAGAAUAGCAUCAGAUGAAGAGAUCCAAGGGUCAAAAGAUGCUGUAAUUCAGGAUCUGGAAAGAAAACUUCGCUUCAAGGAAGAUCUUUUGAACAACGGGCAACCGAGAUUAACAUAUGAGGAGAAAAUGGCUCGUCGAUUGCUGGGAGCAGACAGUGCUGCAACAGUCUUCAAUAUACAGGAACCAGAAGAAGAGUCUGCUGUACAGGAGUAUAAAGUCUCUAGCUUUGAGCAAAGAUUGAUCAGUGAAAUUGAAUACAGGCUGGAGAGAUCUCCUGUGGAAGAAUCGGAUGAUGAGGUGCAACAUGGAGAUGAACCUAUUGAUAACAGUAUGUCACCAUAUUUUGAGAUAAAGCUGAAGCAUUACAAAAUCUUUGAGGGAAUGCCAGUCACAUUUACAUGCAAAGUGGCAGGAAAUCCAAAGCCAAAGAUUUAUUGGUUUAAAGAUGGGAAGCAAAUUUCUAAACGAAGUGAUCACUACCAAAUUCAAAGAGAACCUGAUGGAACUUGCUUGCUGCAUACUGCAGCCUCCACCCUGGAUGAUGAUGGGAACUACACUAUAAUGGCUGCUAACCCACAGGGCAGAAUAAGUUGCACAGGCAGGCUGAUGGUUCAAGCUGUAAAUCAAAGAGGCCGCAGUCCUUGGUCACCUUCUGGUCAGCCUCAUAUAAGAAGACCACGAUCUCGAUCAAGGGACAGUGGUGAUGAAAAUGAACCAAUUCAGGAACGAUUCUUCCGGCCUCAUUUUCUGCAGGCUCCUGGAGACCUGACUGUUCAAGAAGGAAAGCUAUGCAGAAUGGACUGCAAGGUUAGUGGAUUACCAACUCCAGAUUUAAGCUGGCAACUUAAUGGAAGACCCAUUCGCCCUGAUAGUUCCCACAAAAUGCUGGUGCGUGAGAACGGUGUGCACUCCUUGAUCAUAGAGCCCGUCACAGCCAGAGAUGCUGGAAUCUACACAUGCAUUGCCAGCAAUAGAGCUGGUGAAAACACAUUCAGCCUGGAGCUCAUUGUUGCAGCUAAGGAAGUACACAAAGCACCUGUGUUUAUAGAGAAGCUACAAAACACAGGUGUGACUGAGGGAUUCCCAGUGCGACUGGAGUGUCGAAUCUCGGGGGAGCCAUCUCCUCAGAUAUUCUGGAAGAAGGAGAACGAGUCACUCACAUACAACACUGACCGAGUGAGCAUGCACCAGGAUAACCACGGCUACAUUUGCCUGCUGAUUCAGGGAGCUACAAAGGAGGAUGCUGGCUGGUACACUGUGUCAGCCAAGAAUGAGGCUGGGAUUGUAUCUUGCACUGCCAGGUUGGAUGUUUAUACUCAGUGGCAACAACCACCUCAGACAACCAAGCCAAAGAAGGUGCGGCCCUCAGCCAGUCGGUAUGCUGCGCUUUGUGACCAAGGACUAGACAUCAAAGCAGCUUUCCAGCCUGAAGCAAAUCCUGUCCAUCUGACAAUGCCAUCUGGCUUGGUAGAGAGCGAUGAUCUGUAGAUCCAGCUGCCAGUUCCAUCAUUUUCUUUCAAAGCAGAAACACUGAAAGCCAUUGCCUUGACCAAUGAUACUUCUAUGUCACUUUAUGCAAAGGCAGACACCUUCAAGUACAAAAGAUAAACAACAAACACAAUAACCAUGUAUUCCUUAUUCAUUAUACCAAAUUAGAAGAAUAGAUAGAUUAUUAAUAGAAAUGUACACAUUGCACAACAAAUCACAUUCACCAGUUCCUUACACCUAAGUUGCUUCAGCUCUUACGAAUAACCCAUUUCACAACGACCAAAAUACAUCAGAGAAACAGAUGUUUCAGAAGAGAACUCUAUUUAUCACUACGUGCCUUCAGCAGCAGUAAGCAGAUGCUACAAAAUCUUAAUGGAGCAAGAUGUUUUAUUUGAGUCCAUUAGAACACAAACAAAAUUAGAAUGUGUGGUUAUCUAUAGUCCUAAAGUGGCAAUGCAUACUGAGAGCUACAACCAACAAGUGCAAUAUUGUAAGAAUAGCACAGGAAGGGACAAAGAAGAGACACGGGACAAAACGCUGUAUCUUUGCAAACUGCCUUCCAUUCUACAAUAAAAACAGUAUCUUGCCUUAAAUACUGUUGUUAAGUGUGGACAAGCAACAUCAACACCA
Messenger RNA from Dryobates pubescens (Downy woodpecker), 4926 nucleotides. It is a transcript of the gene PALLD, whose product is annotated as palladin, cytoskeletal associated protein. The transcript is spliced from 20 exons. NCBI's taxonomy places the organism in Eukaryota, Metazoa, Chordata, Aves, Piciformes, Picidae. The record is from RefSeq and is a predicted model, not a curated record.